Apodemus sylvaticus (European woodmouse) is the source of this 1734-nucleotide messenger RNA. RefSeq names its product X-C motif chemokine receptor 1 (gene Xcr1). The transcript has 2 exons. The record is from RefSeq and is a predicted model, not a curated record. Gene Ontology annotation, biological process: G protein-coupled receptor signaling pathway; chemotaxis; immune response. Lineage: Eukaryota; Metazoa; Chordata; Mammalia; Rodentia; Muridae. Gene Ontology annotation, molecular function: chemokine receptor activity. Gene Ontology annotation, cellular component: membrane. Bases 130 to 1149 code for a protein of 339 amino acids.
AAGAGGAAGUUUGAGGCCAGCCUAGGCAAUUUAACAGAACCUGUAUCAAUCACGGUUGUUGCCUAUCUGAAACUCUCGCCCUGGAAGAGAACAAGAGAAGCACAAAGCAUUCAGACUUGAAACCCUGACAUGGACUCAGACUCAGAUGCUUUCAGUAUCACUGCCUCCUGGGUCCAGAUGGAGUCCUCUACAGUCUUUUAUGAUUAUCAUGAUAAAUUAAGUCUUCUAUGUGAGACUGACAUCUUCAUUUCCAACGUCUCCAUCAUUGUCCUGUACUCUCUGGUAUUUCUCCUCAGUUUGGUGGGUAACAGCCUGGUGUUGUGGGUCUUGGUGAAGUAUGAGAAUCUAGAGUCACUCACCAAUAUCUUCAUCCUCAACCUGUGUCUCUCAGACCUGAUGUUCUCCUGCCUACUACCUGUGUUGAUCUCAGCACAAUGGAAUUGGUUUUUAGGUGACUUCUUCUGCAAGAUCUUCAACAUGAUCUUCUGCAUCAGCCUCUACAGCAGCAUCUUCUUCCUUACCAUCAUGACCAUCCACAGAUACCUGUCUGUAGUGAGCCCCAUCUCUACUCUGGGUAUCCAUACUCUCCGCUGCCGUGUGCUGGUGACCACAACUGUGUGGGCAGCCAGCAUCCUGUCCUCCAUCCCUGAUGCUGUCUUCCACAAAAUGAUUUCCUCACAAUGUAUUUAUUAUGAACGUCAUGGGCACUUGGCCUCAGUCUACCAGCACAACAUCUUCUUCCUCCUCUCCAUGGGGAUCAUCUUGUUCUGUUACGUACAGAUUCUCAGGACUUUGUUUCGCUCAAGGUCCAGAAAGAGACACCGAACAGUGAGGCUCAUCUUCACCAUCGUGGUAGCAUACUUCCUCAGCUGGGCUCCCUAUAACCUCAUUCUCUUCCUGAAAACUGGAAUCAUCCAGCAGAGCUGUGAGGGCGUGCAGCAGCUGGAAAUUGCUAUGAUCAUCUGUCGCAGUUUGGCCUUCUCCCACUGCUGCUUCAACCCAGUGCUUUAUGUCUUUGUUGGGGUCAAGUUUCGCAGACACCUUAAAAGUCUCCUCCAGCAGGUCUGGCUGUGCCGGAAGACAUCCAGCGCCGUUCCAUUCUCCUGCUCCCCUGGUACCUUUACAUAUGAGGGCCCCUCCUUCUACUGAGAGGCUGACUAGGAGAUGACUAGGAGAUGACUAGGAGAACUGAAGGACGACAAGGAGAAGUGGAUCAGGAAGGAAAAUAUAACAGUGAAGAUACCAGCAGCUAAAGCAGAGGUGUGGAGGAAAGACAUGAUGCCUAUGGGAAAGUGGCUUCCAGCUGGGCAAUCCAAAGCAACACUUCCUGCACUCAGUUCAUCAUUCAUUCUCUUAAUUAGACAUAGAUUUCUUAUCAGUGAUUGGUCAGAAGAUCCUAAAUGGAAAGAUUUCUGGACUUUGGGAGAGCUUGAAGUUGAUAGUAUGUGCUAAAUGUGCAGUGAUGUUGCUGGCACACAGGGUUGUCCCAACCUUUUUUAUUUUUUCACCUUGGUGACGGCUGACUCUGUGGCUCUUAGCAGCUACUGGAGAAAAUUGUCUUCAGGUCAAGAAUAAUCACAUCUUCAAAUAAGUACAGUCACAAUGAAGUCUAGACCAUAAAAUCCCACUAAAAUGAAGAUAGUUCUGUAUUCUGGCAACAACUGCUAACACGUAAACUGGCUUUUAAAUAUUUAGUUCAUAACUGAAGGAAUAAAUACAAUAUGUGCUACUGUC